Auxenochlorella protothecoides is the source of this 3321-nucleotide messenger RNA. Its product is annotated as Structural maintenance of chromosomes protein 6. The transcript has 20 exons. The coding region runs from base 1 to 3321 and encodes 1106 amino acids. Gene Ontology annotation, molecular function: single-stranded DNA binding; damaged DNA binding. Gene Ontology annotation, biological process: double-strand break repair via homologous recombination. The record is from RefSeq and is a predicted model, not a curated record. NCBI's taxonomy places the organism in Eukaryota, Viridiplantae, Chlorophyta, Trebouxiophyceae, Chlorellales, Chlorellaceae. Gene Ontology annotation, cellular component: nucleus; site of double-strand break; Smc5-Smc6 complex.
AUGACCUCCCCGCGCCGGCUGGGCCCCUCCCCAGGGACGGGCCAUGGCGGGGUGGAGCCCCUUGCCUCCCAGCCGGACCCCAAGCGGGCGCGUCCAGGCAGUGAAGUGACGAUCCUGGUUGGCGGUGACGAGAACAGGGCCGUGGAGGAGCCCGCCGCCACGCGCGAUGCGCAGAGCGAUGUGGAGGAGCCCGAAGUGGCUGAGGAGGAGCAGGUUGAGCAGGCACAGGUGGAGGCUGAGGCCCCCCUGCCCAGCGGGCAGGCCAGGGCGGGCCAGGUGGCCACCAUCACGCUGGUCAACUUCAUGUGCCACGAGCACCUGACCAUGGACUUUGGGCCCAACGUCACCUUCAUUUCGGGGUCAAACGGGAGCGGCAAGAGCGCGGCGCUCACCGCCCUGCAGUGCUGCCUGGGUGCCCGGGCCCGGGACACCGGCAGGUUCAAGUCGGUGCACGGCUUUGUGAAGCAUGGCAUGCCCUACGCCCUCGUCAGCGUCACCCUCUGCAAUGAGGGGCCAGACGCCUACCGUGCCGAGGAGCUGGGGCCCAGAAUCACGAUAGAGCGGCGCAUCAACAGCGGCACCGGUGGCCACAUCAAGAUCCGAGACGCGCAGGGCCGGGAGAGGAUGUCUGGCGCAAAGGAGGUGACAGCCCUCAUGGACCACUUCUGCAUCAACGCAGCCAACCCCGUCGUCGUCCUGACCCAGGACCUGGCGCGCGGUUUUGCCGGGCAGGCCAGCGAGGGGGCCAAGUUCCAGUUCUUCGAGGAGGCCAUGCACUUCCAGGAGAUCGGGGCGAACCUGCGCCUCGCCAACGAGCGGCUGGAGUGCAUGCUGGCCGCCAACAAGGGUGACGAGGCCGGCCUGCAGGGUGCCGAGGCCGAUCUGGGGGCCAAGAAGUCACGCCUGGAGCUCCUCAGGGGGGUGGAGGCGUGGCGCGCUACCCACGUGAAACUGGCCAAGGGUCUGGUGUGGAAAGCCGUGGCAGAGACAGAGGCAGACAUCCAGGAGGUGGAGCGGGACCUGGCGACCACGUUCCCAGAGUCGGCCGAGCAGGCGCGCGCCGACGCCAAGGCCGCAUGCGCCCGAAAGGACGAACUUGAUGUGGCGAUCUCGCGGGAGGAGGCCAAGGUAAACGAUCUGAAGGAGGCCAUCGAGGGCGUCACCCAGACAGUGCAAGCGCUGCGUGCCAAGAAGGCGGCGGGAGUGCAGGAGCUCUCCUCCGCGAGGGCAGACCUGCGGCGUCUGGAGGGCGAACUUGCAGGCAUGCGCUCCGAGCACCAGUCCAUGGCCGAGGCCAUCUCGGAGGUGGAUGGGCGCGGCGCGGCCGAGCAGCGGGCCCGCCUGGAGCGGAGUGGAGCGGCGGUGAGGGCGGCGGAGCUGGAGGCGGAGGCGGCGUGCGCGGCCGCGGCGCCGCGCUCCUUCGCCCGGCGGCCCAUCGGCCCCGUCGGCGCCGCGCUGGCGCUCAACGAUGACGUCUGGGCCCUGGCCGUGGAGUGCGCAAUCGGCCGGACGCUGCCCAACUUCCUCGUGCACAGCCACGAGGAUGCACGCGCCCUCAGGACGCUGAUGACGCGGUGCAACUGCCGGGCGACGGUCAUCGUCUACAACUUUGACCACCCACCCCAUGUGGUGCCGGCCCACCUGGCGGCCGCGCCGGACGUGCUCACCGUGGAGCGCGCCCUGGUGUUCCCGCCGGGGGCUGAGGGCUCUGUGCUGCGCAACGUGCUCAUGGACCACCAGAACAUAGAGCGCAUAACGAGCGUCUGGUCCGCGGGCGGCCACCAGGCCUAUCUGCGCGGCAGCAACGAGGUGCUGACCGCCCCCAACCGCCGCCUGGUGCCCAGCCUGGCCCGGGACACGAGCCAGGCGGAGGCCAUGGCGCAGCAGGACCUGGCGGAAGCUCGGGCGCAGCUGGAGCAGCAGCGGGCAGAGGAGCGCAGGCUGGCGAGCGAGGCGGCGGCCUGCGCCGCCCUCCGCCACCAGGCGGAGGCGGGCAUGCAGCAAGCGCGGGAGCACUUGUCGCAGCUGGAGCAGGGGUUGGCGGAUGCCCGUACACAGGCCGAGGCUGUGCGGGAGGAGGCGGUGGCCGGGGAGAACGACAGCCACGCCAAGCGCCUGGCGGAGCUGGCCGGUGACAUCGCCAGCAGCGCCGUGCAGGCCGAAGCCCGCCGCGAUGCGGUGGCUCGCCUGGAGGCGGCGCAGGCGGAGCUGGAGGCGCGGUGGCAGGAGGCGCAAGGCGCCGCCCCGGCCAGCGCGCGAGAGCUGGAGAAGGCGCAGACCGUCAUCGAGGACUGCGCCCGUGAGAGGGCCCUGUGCCAUGAAAAGGAGACAGAGGCGUGGGCCCACCUGGAUCAGGUGGAGCAGAGCUCGGAACGGGCCCAGGCGGUGCUCGACCAGCUGGAGGCGGUGCUGAUUCAGCAGCUGGCCUCGGCCGAGCGAGUGUGCCCCCUGGCCGAGGGCGAGGCCGCGCUGGAGGCCCUCACCCGUGAGGUCGGCGAGGGCGGGGGGCCCAAUCUCGGUGCGCGCGGGGGCGAUGGGAGGCCGGGAGAAGCGACCGACUCUGCAGUGCCAGACCCCACCGCCGCCGACCCGCUGUCCACCCGUGCGCUGCUGGCAUGGCUGACCCAGCUGUCCGCCCGCAUCGCGCGGCGCGAGCGGGAGGCCGGCGCGGCCCUGGGAGACCUCCAGCUGGAAGUUACGCGCGGCGAGCGGCGCCUGGCGGCCAUGCGCGGCGCGCACGCCCGCUCCGACGCCAUGUGCUCGCUGCUGCGCGCGAGCGCGCGAGAACGCGUGAAGAAGCUGCGCCGGCUGCAGCGCAGCGUCGCCACACUGCUGGACCGCCACUUCGGUAGCUACCUGGGCAUGCGCGGGCACGCAGGGUCGGUGACCGUGGACUACGAGACACGGCGGCUGCGCAUGGAGGUGCACAUCGCCGGCGGAGCACGCGUGACCGACAUGAACGCGCUGAGCGGCGGGGAGCGCAGCAUUGCCACCGUCUGCCUCAUCAUGGCCAUGGGUUAUGUGGGUCAGGGCGCGCCCUUCAGCUGCAUGGACGAGUUUGACGUCUUCAUGGACGCCAUCAACCGACGAGUCGCCCUCCAGUUCCUGCUCGAGUUUGCCUACAAGUUCCAAGACCGGCAGUUCAUCUACCUGACGCCACAGGCGAGUGCAACAAUGCAAAAGGCGUUGGGCAUGCGGGCCAGAGACCUCACUGCUCUCCAUGAGGCCGAGGAGAACCUGGUGGCAACCAAAAAGAUCUCUCUUCCCCCUGGUUUUCUCCGGACCGUGCGCAUGCGGGCCCCUCGCUCCGAAGCCUCAUGA